GCUGUGACGUCACUGGCAGGGCGGGGCAGGUAUUCCAAGCGCUGUGUAUUUUGUCUCUACGUGGAGGAGGCAGGACUCUAAACUGGACGUUUUCUGGAAUUUCAGGCGCACCGACACCCCACCUGACUGACCAGCUCAGGUCAAUCACAGAAAAAUGUCUGGAAAGAUAACAAAAGAGGAUAUGGAGGAGAUGAGGGAGAUCUUUAACAAAAUUGACCUGGACAACGAUGGAUACAUCGUUGAUUUUGAACUCCAUGAGCUCCUCAAAGAGGCCGGCCAUCCACUGCCUGGAUACAUGGUUCGAGAAAUCAUCCAGAAACUUGAUCGCAACAAGGAUAAUAGGAUCAGCUUUGAUGAGUUUUUGUUGAUUGUCCAGGACCUGAAGGGCAGUGAAGUAGCAAAAACCUUUCGGAAGGCCAUCAACAGAAAAGAGGGCAUCUUGGCUAUCGGAGGGACGUCUGAGCUGUCAAGCGAAGGCACACAACACUCAUUCUCUGAGGAGGAGCGAUAUGCCUUUGUGAACUGGAUCAACACUGCUUUGGAGAAAGACCCUGACUGCCAACAUGUCCUGCCCAUGGAUCCCAACACAGACUCUCUCUUCACUUCUCUCUGGGACGGUAUAGUGCUCUGCAAAAUGAUCAACCUGUCAGUGCCAGACACUAUCGAUGAGAGAACCAUAAAUAAGAAGAGGCUGACACCGUUUACUACACAGGAGAACCUGAACCUGGCCCUGAAUUCGGCUUCUGCCAUUGGUUGCCAUGUGGUGAACAUUGGUGCGCAAGACCUGAAGGAGGGGAAGCCUCAUCUGGUGCUGGGCCUGCUGUGGCAGAUCAUCAAGAUUGGCCUGUUUGCUGACAUCGAGCUCAACCCCUCAACAGCACUGGCGGCAUUGCUAAGAGACGGGGAAACCCUGGAGGACCUGAUGAAGCUAUCUCCAGAAGAACUGCUGCUACGCUGGGCAAACUUUCACCUAGAAAAUGCUGGCUGGCAAAAGAUCAACAACUUCAGCUCUGACAUCAAGGACUCAAAGGCCUAUUUCCACCUCUUGAAUCAAAUCUCUCCAAAAGGUACAGAGGAAGAGCAUCCCCGCAUAGACAUCAACAUGUCAGGCUUCAGUGAGAGAGAUGACAUAAAGAGGGCAGAAGCCAUGCUGCAGCAGGCCGACAGGCUUGGCUGUCGACAGUUUGUCACCCCAACUGACGUUGUCAGUGGAAACCCCAAGCUCAACCUCGCCUUUGUGGCCAAUCUGUUCAACAAAUACCCAGCACUGACCAAACCUGAGAAUGAGGAUAUUGACUGGGGACUGUUGGAGGAUGAGACACGAGAAGAGAGGACAUUCCGAAACUGGAUGAAUUCUCUGGGGGUGAAUCCAAAUGUCAAUCAUCUCUAUUUAGACUUACAGGAUGCCAUGGUCAUCCUUCAACUCUAUGAGAAGAUUAAAGUUCCUGUUGACUGGAACAAGGUCAACAAGCCACCUUACCCCAAGCUGGGAACCAACAUGAAAAAGUUGGAAAAUUGUAACUAUGCAGUGGACCUGGGCAAAACGGCCAAGUUCUCCCUUGUUGGCAUCGGCGGGCAGGACCUGAAUGAUGGCAACUCUACUCUGACUCUGGCAGUGGUGUGGCAGCUGAUGAGAAGAUACACGUUAUAUGUACUGGAGGGAUUAGGAGACGGAGAGAAGGUAAAUGAUGACAUCAUUGUAAAGUGGGUGAACAAAACCUUGGCGCAGGCUGGAAAAUCAUCCAAGAUUUCGAGCUUUAAGGACAAGGAGAUCAGCAGCAGCUUGGCCGUACUGGAAUUGAUAGACGCCAUCCAGCCUGGCAGCAUCAACCAUGACCUGAUCAAAACUGGAAAACUGUCUGAAGAGGACAAGCUGGAGAAUGCCAAAUAUGCCAUAUCCAUGGCCAGGAAGAUAGGUGCCCGUGUCUAUGCUCUCCCAGAAGACCUCGUGGAGGUCAAGCCCAAAAUGGUGAUGACAGUCUUUGCCUGCUUGAUGGGUCGGGGGAUGAAGCGGGUCUAAGAGACUGUGUAAGACUUACUCAUCCCCCCAAGCCAUUAGCUUUUUGAAAGAGCUCUCCCACCUGAAGGAAUGAAGGUUUUUGUUUUUUUGGUUUGGUUUGUUUUUUUGUUUUUUUUUGUUUUUUUUUUUUAAAGAAUGUUGUCAGAAUCAUGAAUUUGCAUGUAUCCCUGCCUCCUGUGAUCAACAGAGGUGUUAACUGAAGAAUAUCAUGCUGUCUUUUCGUUUGAAAUGAGUCCACAAUACUAAAAGUCUUAAAGGGGUGGGUCUUUUGUUACACAAAACAACUCCUUACAUUCAGUAUGCAGAACUCUUAAUUCAUCUAUAAGAAUGCUGUUUUUAGAGCAAAUAUGCAUAUUUCCAGCUGCAAGGUUGUUUACAUAUUUUUACUCAAACUGAUAAGUAAAUGAUGUCCUUGACUAAGCAACACACAUUCCUGAAUACCACGAAUUAUUACUUUGCUUGGCAAGGCAAAAUAAGUAAGAGAGGCAGGAUGUUUAGGCACAGAACCCGUCACCUAAACGUUCCUUCAUGUAACAAAGUACAAGCAAGUCUUAAUAACUGGCACCAUAAACUUCUACAUAUCUGCAAGCAGAAGCCUUAAGGUUAGAUUAUAUUCAUGACAAGGCUCAUGUGCUGUCUGCAUUUUUGUAUUUGUCAUUUGUUUGUUUCUUGAGAUUAUUACCGAACUGCUGCUUUGGGGUGUCUGGUCUUUUUGGUUUUGUUUGUUUGUCAUGUCGGAUGAGGAGCAUGCUGACUGGACUCUCCUAGCUCCUGCUGUGCCUUCUUGUCUCAGAGAUGACACGUACUUGUACUUUGAGGCCUUUUUUUUUUUUUUUUUUUGUAUUAAACAUUUCCAAAUAUAAACGGCAACUUCAUUCCAGGUAGCUUCAUAAUAUUCUAUGACAAUGGCCGAAUUGUAUUUGGUCUCAUGUUCAUGUCUACACUUAAGUGCUUUACAUGCAACAAUAAAUAUGCCUUUGAAAUCUG
Messenger RNA from Monopterus albus (swamp eel), 3007 nucleotides. RefSeq names its product plastin 3 (T isoform) (gene pls3). Gene Ontology annotation, molecular function: calcium ion binding; actin filament binding. Bases 155 to 2020 code for a protein of 621 amino acids. Gene Ontology annotation, cellular component: cytoplasm; actin filament; actin filament bundle. Gene Ontology annotation, biological process: actin filament bundle assembly; actin filament network formation. The transcript is spliced from 16 exons. The record is from RefSeq and is a predicted model, not a curated record. Lineage: Eukaryota; Metazoa; Chordata; Actinopteri; Synbranchiformes; Synbranchidae.